Molecule: messenger RNA, 3171 nt
Organism: Mesocestoides corti
Lineage: Eukaryota; Metazoa; Platyhelminthes; Cestoda; Cyclophyllidea; Mesocestoididae
Source: the annotation of a GenBank genome assembly
AUGGAGCUCUUUGAGAUUGGGAUACCAACUGUCAAAGAUGAGUCAGAUUUUAUCAAGAGCGUUUGCUUGCGGUUUCAAACAACACCAAUGGAAAUCCACGAUAAAUUAACGGCUGAUUGCAUUGCAGGCAACUUUGAUUCUCCUCUUUGCCGUGGGAUAAAAUCCAUGUUCCGAUAUGAUUGCUUAUGCGGGUCUCUUGGUCCCCCCUCUCAGCAUUCAAUUCAUCUUCUCUUAACUAAAUUAUUUGCGCACCUCAUUGCUGGACCAAAGGGGAUUGAUGAGUUGACGAUAAAGAAUUAUGACUUUUCAGCUCGAUGUAGCUUGGUUUGGACAGGGGACUAUUUUGCUUACCGUUGCCGGACGUGUGGAUUAACGCCUAGUAUGUCGUUGUGUGGGGCAUGUUUUACGGCUGGUAACCAUGAGAACCACGAUUUCAACAAAUUCAAGAGCAUGUGUGGUGGUGCGUGUGACUGUGGUGAUCAAUCCGUUAUCCGAUCAUCCGGAAACUGUCGCUUUCACGGGGCUGACAAGGUUGCUAACCGACCCUGUCCACCAAAAGAGCUUACCGCUGUCCUGGAAUUCCUUCUACCCAGCGUAAUGAAAGCGCUUAUGUUUUGGUUCUGGGAUCGCAGCAAGGGUGAGGAGGUAUCUCUCACCGAAACAGAAGCUCCAUUGCUGUAUUUCCUCCAUCGUCUUCAUGCCUGCGGUUGGGUCACGCAAAAGUUAAUGGCUGAUGUGCUUAUUAAUCCUGAUAUUUACCAAAAUCUCCUUACGGAUGUUGAAAACACACAGAAGUUAAAUCAUAAGACGCUCCUCGACGCCUUUUUAUUUAUGAUUACGAAAUUGCGGUUCCCUGAAAGUCUGGGCACUCUUCUGAUUGGAUUGCUCGCUGUUAGCAAAUUCAAAGAAAAGUUCCUUGAUUCUUACGUUGACCAUUACUCGAGAAUGGCCUCAACACUGAUGAUAACGGCACGUGUUCGCAAUAUCUCGCCCGAGGCCUCGAUGCAACUGAACAACCGGAUCGUACAUAUCUCUGUUCAGUUGUUUAGCGGCGAGGAGCCCGCCUAUCGGAUGGUAAAAGAACGCUCUGUACACUACAUUAUUGUUACGUGGAUGCGGAAUAUGUUUGCCCAUUCUCGUACUCGAUUGGACGAUCGUGGAAAUAUGGUUGUUAACUGCGAUGCUGUGCUCAUUCAAAACAAUGCCUUCUGGCCGCUUACCUCUGAUCUUAAUAACCUCUUGUCCCAUAAAUCCGUCGCUGAUAUUUUUGUAGAAGACAAGCACUUUCUGUCUUUAUGGACUGAUAUUCUGAGGAGCAUGCAGUUCAUGAACUGCUUCUCCAUGAAGGAAGGAAGCCACAUUGAAUAUGAGACUUUGGCAUGCUACCACGGUCUGACGAUGGAAAUCGAAGUCGGCAUUACCUCGAUGUGGUACAUAUGGCAGCAUUACAAGAGCCCACCAGAGAAGGCCCACUGUUUGAUGUACACCAAUGCCUGUCUCGAGACCCUUGCCAACCACUUGACCCAUCUCGGACGUCUGGUUGCCAGUUCAACUCAGUGGACGCACCCCAUUCGUGGACCGCUGAGUCUCCACCUCCCACUAAGUCGACAUGCCGCCUGCUUUCUAUGGCUCUCCGUGCUCACCCACCAGGCCGAUUUAAAGACACUCAUGGCACCGUUUUUGAAGCCCAAUUCAAAUGUUCUACGGCGCCUCAUGGAAGAACUUGCUAAUGUGCUACUCGGCUGCCACGAGGUCAUUAUCGGCUACUGGGUGCGAAACGGCCAACCUAUCCGCCAGUCCGUCAUGCAUUACAUGCAGAGUCAGUUGUGCUACUCUAUGAUUGACUUGGACAUCUUCUUCUUUCAGGUUUGCGCCGCUCUCCUGCAUCCCGUCUACGUUCUGAACGCGUUGGUGGACCAAUCACGAUUGUUACAGAGCUUUUGCUUCCACCGAGAAUUGAUGUCACUCACUACCCCAUCUUCUUCAACUGCUACGAUUGACCGCCAACCAAUGGCAAUCGAAGCCUGGCUCACCAACCUUUGUUGGAUAAUCGAUCUUCGGAAUAACCUCGGUCUUUCAGAAACAGGCCUCAUUGAGAAGGAAUUGGUCUGUUUCCUAGCUCCAGAUUCACGAAAGCGGAGCGACCUGUCAUACCUUCUGCCAGACCGCUGUGGUCUUCCUACAAACUCAUCUGCCAUUGACGAAUGCCUUGAAAAGGUUGCGACGUAUUCUGCACCUUCCUGCGACAACAUAUCAGGCUCCCUAGUUAGUGGUCACUACUUUUUGAAGCCGGAGUUGUGGCACGAAAAGUUCGAUCCUGUUUUCUACUCUCUUCGCAUAACAAGCAAACGUGAGCUUGCCUCUGCAAUGGAGAAAUACCGAAAUCACUGCCGUCAAAUUGACCGGACGCAAAACACUUCUGCAUUCUGGCCUCCCUACCGUCUACCCUUAGAAUUAUCCCCUGAGUUUGUCGAUCUUGAAAAUGUCCUCCACAGUCGGCAUUUGCACUACCUCCUCUUCUGCCUCCUCAGUUUAUACGUGUAUGGAGAUCCGCUAAUGACAGAGGAGAGCCUGGUAAUUGUUAUCCACCUCCUCUACAGGGCCGUCGUCGCCGGCGGUGUUCUUCUCAAGGAGGGUCAGGAUCCAAAUCGACUAGAUGUCGCCGUAGAACCUACCAUGCCACACUUUGACCCCAUUGAGUGCACUGAAGCUUGUAUGGCAGCCACAAACCGUGAGGCAGAACUUCAGGCCAUGCAGUUCGCAGAUGCAGACUCUGAAACUGAAGAGGAUGAAGAAGAAAGCGAAGAAAUUGAGGAAGGUAAGGCAACUCCAGUUACCGAGGCUUCCACGGCGGAACCCAUGGAUGUUCAGGAAUCCCCAGUUAUUAAUAGGGCCUCCACAUCCUCGGUGUCAACUGCUUUCGUUCGGAAACCGUCGUUAAAGCGGACCUACGCUUUCAGAGUGCGAAGGCCGCCAACGAUUCCGCUUAAAUGGGAUCUCAGUAUUGUGGCCUGCCCUUACCCCGCACCAAAGUCGACACCAACAAUAUUUGACAACUUGUCGACAUGGAUCGCCACCUCCCAACAAACUGUUGUGCAGGCUUCGUUGGAGGUGAAGACCACGCAAGAAAAUCUCGAGUACACUUUACCCAAACGCGAUGAAUCAUGGUAA